UCCCCCGGCCCCCGAGCCCGGCGCUGCAGGAUGCCGGGCGGCAAGAGAGGGCUGGUGGCACCGCAGAACACCUUCCUGGAGAACAUCGUCCGGCGCUCCAGCGAAUCCAGUUUUUUGUUGGGAAACGCCCAGAUUGUGGACUGGCCCGUAGUUUAUAGUAAUGACGGAUUCUGCAAACUCUCUGGGUACCACCGAGCUGACGUCAUGCAGAAGAGCAGCACUUGCAGGUAUGCUCAUUGCUUUUGCUGCCCUUGGUGCCCUUGGAAACUUCUGAUCUGCUGGGGAGACAAGAAGACCAUUGAAAAAGUCAGACAGACUUUUGACAACUAUGAGUCAAACUGCUUCGAAAUUCUCCUCUACAAGAAAAACAGGAACUCCCCCAUGUCUCCAAGAACCCCAGUUUGGUUCUACAUGCAAAUUGCACCUAUAAGAAAUGAGCAUGAAAAAGUGGUUUUGUUCUUGUGCACUUUUAAGGAUAUCACUUUAUUCAAACAACCGAUCGAAGAUGAUUCGACAAAAGGCUGGACCAAGUUUGCGCGGCUGACGCGGGCGCUGACCAACAGCCGGAGCGUGCUGCAGCAGCUGACGCCCAUGAACAAGGCUGAGGUGGUGCACAAGCACUCCCGCCUGGCCGAGGUUCUCCAGCUGGGAUCUGAUAUUCUCCCUCAGUACAAGCAAGAAGCUCCAAAGACUCCACCACACAUCAUACUCCACUACUGUGCUUUUAAGACCACCUGGGACUGGGUCAUCUUAAUUCUCACCUUCUACACAGCAAUCAUGGUUCCAUACAACGUGUCCUUCAAGACAAAGCAGAACAACAUUGCCUGGCUCGUGCUGGACAGCGUGGUGGACGUUAUUUUUUUGGUUGACAUUGUUUUGAACUUUCACACCACCUUUGUUGGCCCUGGGGGAGAGGUUAUCUCAGAUCCCAAGCUCAUUCGGAUGAACUACCUGAAGACGUGGUUUGUGAUUGAUCUUCUGUCCUGUUUACCAUACGACAUCAUCAAUGCCUUUGAGAACGUGGAUGAGGGAAUCAGCAGCCUCUUCAGCUCCCUAAAAGUGGUGCGCCUUCUGCGGCUGGGUCGGGUGGCCAGGAAGCUGGACCAUUACCUGGAGUACGGCGCUGCUGUGCUGGUGCUGCUGGUGUGUGUGUUUGGGCUGGUGGCCCACUGGCUGGCCUGCAUCUGGUACAGCAUUGGGGACUACGAAGUCAUAGAUGAGCUGACCAACACCAUCAAGACGGACAGCUGGCUGUACCAGCUGGCGCUGAGCAUCGGGACCCCGUAUCGCUACAACACCACGGGCUCGGGCCAGUGGGAAGGAGGGCCCAGCAAAGACUCCUUGUACAUAUCCUCCCUCUACUUUACCAUGACAAGCCUUACAACCAUAGGAUUUGGGAACAUUGCACCCACCACGGAUGGGGAGAAGAUUUUUUCAGUGGCCAUGAUGAUGGUUGGCUGUAAGUAA
Messenger RNA from Ficedula albicollis (Collared flycatcher), 1467 nucleotides. Its product is annotated as potassium voltage-gated channel subfamily H member 5. The transcript is spliced from 8 exons. The record is from RefSeq and is a predicted model, not a curated record. Bases 31 to 1467 code for a protein of 478 amino acids. Gene Ontology annotation, molecular function: voltage-gated potassium channel activity. Gene Ontology annotation, cellular component: membrane. Gene Ontology annotation, biological process: regulation of membrane potential; potassium ion transmembrane transport. NCBI's taxonomy places the organism in Eukaryota, Metazoa, Chordata, Aves, Passeriformes, Muscicapidae.